UCCCGGCUGCGAGAGCCUCGCUGGGGCGGAGGACUUCCGGGCUUCCAGGCUUCCAGGCGGGCAGCCUCCUUGGCCGGUGUCAUGCUGUCUUCGCUUUAGGUAGAAGAGCUGGGCCUGGAACCCAGCCCGAGGGUACACCACAGCCCAGGAGGAAGCCACGCCAUGCGCCUGGGAUGGUGGAGACCAAGGACUUGGUGCAGCUCCGGCAGCUCAACUUGGCACUCCUGAGGCAGCUGUGGGUCGGGCAGGAUGCCGUGCGGCGGUCGGUGGCCAAAGCAGCCUCAAAGUCAGCUCUGGACUCCAGCAGCAGCUAUGACUCCCAGACACCAUCGUCCCAGGAGAUGUCAUUAAUGGCCCUCAGAGCCUCCGGCCUACAUCCUGCCCACCAGGGUGAUCCCUGUGAUAUGUCCGGGCCUGGUGGGACCAGCUCUGGAGUGAUCUCUCUCCCUUCUGCCAAGUAUCGACACCAGCCGUCCCUGGGCUCACUGAGGCCCUACUCGGCACCCUUGCUGGCCAUCUCAGACCCAAAUGACCCAGCGCUUUCAGCAGAGCUGGACAGUCCAGGGCCUCAGGAGGUCCAGGCCCAGAGCUCCACCCUGGAUCAACAAAGGAGGCUGUCCAAGUCAAGAGUGACCCUCAGUGAGGAGUCUGCAUUGCCUGACAGGAGCGGGCACCUCUGGCCAUACUUGGGCUACGACUGGAUUGCAGGCUCUCUGGACAACAGCUCACCCAUCACCAGCAAGCCUGAGGCCUUUUUCUCCAAGCUACAGGAUUUCCGGGAAGCCAACAAGGAGGAGUGUAUCAACAGUGACCCUGAACCCCAGUUCCUAGGCCCGUGGGAGAGCAGUGGUGUGGAGGAAGACCAUGAGUGCGUGUACUGUUACCGUGUCAACCGGCGCCUGUUUCUGGUGCCUUCCGAUCCUGGCGCCCCUUGCCGCCUGUGCCGGACACCUCGGGACGAGAAGCGUCCUGAGACUCGGGUGCGGACAGCGCAGGUCAGGGUGAGCAUCCCGCUGUCUGUCCUGGACCCCCCACACCAGUACCGCAUCCACCGGCGGAAGAGCUUCGACGCCUCCGACACGCUGGCCCUGCCCCGGCACUGCCUGCUGGGCUGGGACAUUCUCCCUCCAAAGUCUGAGAAAAGCUCAGCCCCCAAGAGCCUGGACCUCUGGUCCUGUGUCUCCUCCGAGGCCCAGCACCGGAAGCUGUCAGCUGCCAGUACUUCUCACCUGGCCCUGCCAACAAGGGUCCCACCCUGCACCCCAAUCUGGUCAGAACCCCAGCCGUGUGCCCCCUGGCUGAAGCCCUGAGGACUGGCCACUUGGAGGAGGACAGAGCCCCUGCCAUCACCUGUAACCCGUCUCCCCUGUUAGGGCGCCCACAACCAGGGAGGUGGACUUAGGCCCCACCCUCCUAGGUGGGCAGGUGGAUGGCCCCACGCUUUUCUCCUUCCUGGGGACAGAGGUGGGGGCUCCAGGGUUGAGGGGGGAGCGGGUGAGAGGAUUCUGUGACAUGUUCAUAAAUAAAGCUCAGUACUCUGUGCAGCUCCAGAUCGCCUUGUGUGCUGGGUCU
Messenger RNA from Neomonachus schauinslandi (Hawaiian monk seal), 1572 nucleotides. It is a transcript of the gene MIIP, whose product is annotated as migration and invasion inhibitory protein. The transcript is spliced from 10 exons. Gene Ontology annotation, biological process: negative regulation of cell migration; negative regulation of G2/M transition of mitotic cell cycle. The coding region runs from base 174 to 1310 and encodes 378 amino acids. The record is from RefSeq and is a predicted model, not a curated record. Lineage: Eukaryota; Metazoa; Chordata; Mammalia; Carnivora; Phocidae.